Messenger RNA from Acipenser ruthenus (sterlet), 2780 nucleotides. Its product is annotated as sulfide:quinone oxidoreductase, mitochondrial-like. NCBI's taxonomy places the organism in Eukaryota, Metazoa, Chordata, Actinopteri, Acipenseriformes, Acipenseridae. The record is from RefSeq and is a predicted model, not a curated record. The coding region runs from base 370 to 1731 and encodes 453 amino acids. Gene Ontology annotation, molecular function: FAD binding; sulfide:quinone oxidoreductase activity. Gene Ontology annotation, cellular component: mitochondrion. The transcript has 10 exons.
AAAGUUGUUUCUUAGAAAGCACCAGAGUCACCAACCGCAGACGUAAGAGCGAAGAUCCGUACAACGAUUCAAUUACUGUAAACUCUCGUAUAAUAAUUUGCGUGUUUUGCUAUUUUUUUUUUAUUGAAAAUAAACUACAGUUUAUAACCUUCAUUUUGUGGUUGGGGGAAGCCAGAUAAAACUUAAUUUAUAACAAAAAUAUUUUAUAUACGAAAUCGCCAAUAAGUAGAACUCGAAGGAUUUGCUGGACGAAAAACGUAUUUAUUACCCCCCAGCAGUUAUAAUGGCGUCCAACCACUGAUGUACAGUUUUACUUGAGAGCUUGUCUGAAGAGUGCUCUUCCUGCAGUGGUAAACGAAGGAAGCUGGAAUGCGAUUGGGCAGGACUGUUGGAUUAAGUAUGGCGAGUCAAGUUUUCAAUGCACAGCGCCUGCUGUGUCGCAUCUGUCCUGGGCUACGUGGUGUCUGUGGUCUGCACACCACCAGCAGCUGCGCCUCGAAGGACCACUACAAAGUGCUGGUGGUGGGUGGUGGGAGUGGUGGAAUUACCAUGAGCGCUCGGAUGAAAAGGAAAGUCGGAGCCGGAAAGGUAGCCGUCAUUGAGCCUAGUGAGAAUCAUUAUUACCAGCCACUCUGGACUCUGGUAGGAGCUGGUGCAAAGACUGUUAGCACAUCCAGAAGAUCCACUGCUAGUCUCAUCCCCUCUGGAGUUAAAUGGAUCAAGUCCCAAGUGCAGGAGUUUAACCCAGACAAGAACUGUGUGCGCACUGAUGAUGGUAAAGAGAUAUCAUACGAGUAUCUUAUUGUAGCUCUUGGGCUCAAGCUACAUUAUGAAAAGAUCAAGGGUUUGCCUGAAGGCUUUAAUUAUCCAAAGAUUGGCUCCAACUACUCAGUUGAGACAGUAGACAAAACCUGGAAGGCUCUGCAGGAUUUCAAGGAGGGCAAUGCCAUCUUCACAUUCCCCAACACGCCAGUCAAGUGUGCAGGUGCACCGCAGAAGAUUAUGUACCUCGCUGAUUCCUACUUCAGAAAGACAGGGAAAAGAUCCAAAGCCAACAUCAUGUACAAUACGUCCCUGCCCGUAUUAUUUGGCAUUAAGAAAUAUGCCGACUCUCUGUGGAACAUUGUGAAGACACGGGACCUGAAUGUGAACCUCAGACAUAAUCUCAUUGAGGUCCGGCCGGACAAACAGGAGGCUGUGUUUGAAAAGCUAGACAACCCCGGAGAAACUGUGGUUUUCGAGUAUGAAAUGCUUCAUGUUACGCCUCCAAUGGGACCCCAUGAGGUUCUGAAGAAAAGUACGUUGGUGGAUGAAGCAGGCUGGCUUGAUAUAGACAAAGACAUGCUGCAGCAUAAGAAGUAUCCCAAUGUAUUUGGUAUCGGGGACUGUACUAAUCUUCCAACUGCAAAGACAGCUGCAGCAGUCGCGGCUCAGUCUUCAGUUCUUGAUAGAACUAUUUCAAGGGUGAUGAAGAAUGAAAAGCCUGAUAAAAGGUAUGACGGAUACACUUCUUGCCCAUUGGUGACAAGCUACAACACUGUUAUACUGGCGGAAUUUGACUACAAUGGUCAGCCCCUGGAAACAUUCCCUAUUGACCAGAGCAAGGAGAGGAUGAGCAUGUUCUACAUGAAGGCAGAUGUGAUGCCACAUCUGUACUGGCACGGCCUGCUCAAGGGAUUCUGGGGAGGACCAGCCCCUUACAGAAAGAUAAUGCACCUUGGUAUGAAGUAACCAGGAGAAGCUUCACAGAAAUCCUUACGUUGAUUAUUUCAUGCUGGGCUUUUAUUGUUUACUUAUUCCUCAGCAGGCUUAGCUUACUCUCUAAUCAUUGUGAAUUUAAUAGAAAGAGUAAACACUCCCUGAAAGAUUAGGAUCCCCCACUAGAUGAUUCACUGGCAUCAUGCCCCCCAGCAUGCCUAUGCUAAAUUUGUUUUCAUUAGAAAAAGCAGGAUGUCAUUGGCUCGCAAUGCAAAAUGCUACAAAGACUGUAGACCCUGGUAGGACGUGUUAUAAAACUGUUGUAAGCACUUGGCAGGGAGUCGCCGGGGGGGGGGGGGGGGGUGCAACGGUGAACCGGGAUUAAUAAAAUACAAUUGGCGAUUCCAAAUUGGGGAGAAAAUUGGGGUAAAAUCAUUGGCAACUACUAAAUAAUAAUAAUAAUAAUAAUAAUAAUAAUAAUAAUAAUAAUAAUAAUAAUAAAAGUAUUAUAAGCCAAAAUGUGAGAUUGUGUGAUUUUCUAAUUAAUAUACCAAUAUUCUCGUCUCGUUGUUCCUAAUUGUGCUGUGUAAAGGUGACCAUGCUAAGAUAAUUAUACAGAUAUCAUGGUAGCUGUACUUGCAGACUUACAAAACUGUAUUUGUCCAAUCAUGGAAUCAUUUCAGGUGAAAUCGAGCCUUUCUUUUUAGGUUUGAAAACAAUACAACAUUACAGAAGUGUUUAAUCAAAGAGAGAUAACAAGGUGUUUUGUUUAACUUUCAUUAACAAUUGUGUGGGAUGAGCAAAUCAAGUGUGCUAUGUAUGAUUUUGUUUGUUUCUACAGAACCAUAAAAAUGUGUAUUAUACAAACAUUAGACCUAGGAUAUUCAGUGUAUACUGGAAAUGGUGUAUUCUAUAAUUUGUGUUUUUCUAGCUGUAAUUAUCUUUAGGUAACUAACUACUUGUCCUUCUUCUGAAAAGACAAAAUUGGAGUAGUUAUGUAUAAACUGAUUUUUAUGUCUAUUAAAGAUACCAUCUCAAAGGUGUUUCCCAAUACUCAUAAUAAUAAAGAAUAUUUUACAAAG